CGGCGGGGCCCGGCGCAAGGGAUGCCGGGAAGGGGGCGGGCACCGCACCUGGGGGCGUGGCCGGGGCCGUCCCGUGUCGUAGCCGCUGGUACCGGGCGGGCCAGGGGCCGCAUCCGGAUCGGCGCCGGGAUGGAGCGGUUCGUGGAGGGGAACCGGGCGGCUCUGCAGGAGCGCAUCCAGCAUCACCAGGAGGUCCACGUGGUGAUGGGCAACGAGGCCUGCGACCUGGACUCCACCGUCUCAGCCCUGGCCCUGGCUUAUUUCCUGGCACAGACCUCCCCGGCUCCCAAAGCCGCCUUCAUCCCAGUGCUGAACAUCCCUCGCGCCGACUUCCCGCUGCGGACGGAGACCACGUUCCUGCUGCAGGAGCAGGGCAUCCCCGCUGCCUCCCUCAUCUUCAGGGAUGAGAUCGACCUGGCGGGGCUGCACCGCGCUGGGCUGCUCUCCCUCACCCUGGUUGAUCACAAUGUCCUGCCCAGCACCGAUGCAGCCCUGGAGGAUGCUGUAGUGGAGGUCCUGGAUCACCGGCCGCUGGAACGGGCCCGAGGUCCCGGCUGCCCGGUGACGGUGGCACUGGUGGGGUCCUGCGCCACGCUGGUGACCGAGCGCAUGGCCCAAGGUCCCCCGGGGGUGCUGGACCGAGCCACGGCCACGCUGCUGCACGCCACCAUCCUCCUGGACUCCAUCAACCUGAGCCCAGCCGCUGGCAAGGUGACACCCAGGGACGUGGCGUGUGUCUCCCUGCUCGAGGAGAGGUUCCCCGACCUGCCAGCCCGGGACACCAUCUUCAGGACCCUGCAAGCCACCAAGUUUGAUGUCUCGGGGCUGACAACGGAGCAGAUGCUGCGCAAGGACCUCAAAGUCCUCUCUGGUGAUGAGCUGGUCCUCGCCAUCAGUGCCAUCUACGUGGACCUGGAAACCUUCCUGCACAGGCCCAGUUUGCUGCAGGACCUGGAUGCUUUCUGCCAGGCUCAGGGCUACACGGGGCUGGUGGCCAUGAUCGUCCCUUACAACGAGAGCAAUGUGCUCACCCGGCAGCUCAUGGUCUACAGCCAGCACGAGACCUUCCGCAAUGCUGUGUGCCGGGCACUGGAGGAGGCCACGACACCGGCCCUGCACCUCCAGCCCAUCCCGAGCCCCUGGUCCUGUAUCACUGCCUACAACCAGGGCAACGCUUUGGCAUCGAGGAAGAAGGUGCUGCCCAUCCUCAGGGCAGCGCUGGUGGGGCCUGGGGCUGCCCUGGGGGGGGCGGAGGAGGAGGUGGUGCCACCCCCGACCCCUAUGAACAGCCUGGUGGAGGAAUGUCCCCUGGCACAGGCUGUGCCCCCCCUCUGUCCCCAGGAUGUCCUGGAGCGCGUCAGCCGCAUCGCUGCGGGGCAGCCCCCGGGCUCCCCCAAGUAACAGCACCAGCACCAGCCCCCCGUGGAUGUGGGGGCCCACACAAUGAGGUGGGGUCACUGGGCAGGUCCUGGUGGGCUGUUUGGGCAUAGAGGGGGUGCAGCCACCUCCGUUAGCACUCAGCUCCCUGAUGGGGAUGGGGUCCCGUUGCAGUUUGCACCCCCUGCCCCAAUGGCCCUGCUGGGGUUUGGUCCUCCCAAGUGGGGACCCCAUGGGCAUUAGGGCCAGCAGCACUCGCAUGCACUUUAACAAAGGCAUUGGGGAGGUUAACAGGUUCCUGCCAUUCUUCCUUGGGGUGGCUUUGGGGGUCCCGGAUGGUGGGGCUGGAUGUGCAGCCAGCCCGAUGCUAUCACCCAUGUGCUCUGAGGAUUAAACUUCCCUCUUC
Neopsephotus bourkii (Bourke's parrot) is the source of this 1783-nucleotide messenger RNA. RefSeq names its product prune exopolyphosphatase 1 (gene PRUNE1). The record is from RefSeq and is a predicted model, not a curated record. The transcript is spliced from 8 exons. Gene Ontology annotation, molecular function: exopolyphosphatase activity. NCBI's taxonomy places the organism in Eukaryota, Metazoa, Chordata, Aves, Psittaciformes, Psittacidae. Gene Ontology annotation, cellular component: cytoplasm. Bases 22 to 1401 code for a protein of 459 amino acids.